Molecule: messenger RNA, 1401 nt
Organism: Metschnikowia bicuspidata var. bicuspidata NRRL YB-4993
Lineage: Eukaryota; Fungi; Ascomycota; Pichiomycetes; Serinales; Metschnikowiaceae
Gene: PRP42
Product: mRNA splicing protein
Exons: 3
Coding region: 1-1401 (466 amino acids)
Biological process (GO): mRNA 5'-splice site recognition; RNA processing
Cellular component (GO): commitment complex; U2-type prespliceosome; U1 snRNP
Molecular function (GO): protein binding
Source: RefSeq, a predicted model, not a curated record
AUGACAGUGCAACAAGAUGACUGGAACUCUGUGUCACUCUCUUUGCUCAAGAAUCCUCAUGAUUUGCACCUAUGGCAAAGUUUGAUUCAUUGCGCAGAGUCUCAAGAGGGCUUGAUCAACAAAACCCUGAAUCACAUCGCAGUUCAAAACUUGAGAAAAUCUUACGACGCCUUUCUUGAAAGACACCCUUUUCUUUUGAAGUACUGGAUUGCGUAUGCACUUUGGGAGAGGCAAUUUAACGAAAAUGAUAAGGCUGAACUUGUAUUCUUGAGAGCGCUUGACUUUGGUGGUCACGAUAUUACAUUAUGGAUCUCCUAUCUUCAGUUCAAGAUUGAAACACUCACCAAUAACGUUGAUCAGAUAUUACUGCUUUUUGAGGCAGCACGCUCCAAGAUUGGUUAUCACUACCAUAGUUUUGAGUUCUACCAGCUAUAUCUCAAGUUUUUAAACACAUACGCUGAUGAGAAGAAUGGUUUUACAAGAAAGUCCAUCUUUUUGCUUCGAAUCAUGUUGGAAAUUCCCUUAUACAACUAUUCUUCUGCUUUUGAUUUGAUAUUUGAGCUUGUGUCUUCCCCAAGUGUGACUAUCGAUGAUAUAUCCUCGUUUAUGAAUGCCACGAACCUCAAAGCCUUGAAAAAACUGACCCAAAAUAACAAAAAGCUCAUACUCGAGGCAAUAAAGCGAUUCCUAGCUGAUGCAUAUAUUGUCAAUCAGGCACAAAGUCUUGAGUUAUUCGCUUACGAGAGACUCAUCGCAGGCACUUCACGAAACCAAAAUGUGGCUUCUGUUUCCCUUGAUCGUCUAGAAACUUGGUACAACUACUUGGCAUUCGUUGAAUGCUCGUUUCCUUAUGAAUACGUUGUGCAGAUAUUCGAAAGAUCAUUACUCAGCACUGGAAAUCAUCAUAGUAUUGUCUUGAUGUAUGCCAACUUUUGCAUCAAUAAGGGAAAAAUCAACAAAGCGCGCAAUUUGAUACGGAGGUCAUUACCCAUGAAAGCUCGUAUGGCGAGCGUUGACUUGAUUAUUUGUUUGGCUGAUAUCGAAAUUGCAACUGGUUGUAUCUUAAUGGCCAAAGAUCUCAUUUGCAGGUACAUCCUGGUAAACAGCGAAGUGCUGUAUCGGAUUUUUGAAAAGCUCAUGCAAAUUGAAGCACUUGUUAACCCGAAUGAUGAGGAGUACUUGUGCACGGUUGAGUGGGAUAAUGUUGCAUUUGAAACUGGCAAUAGGAAAAAUAUUGUAUGGUCGACUAGAAACAAGAGUCUGCUUUGUGUCAUCAAUACUCCUUGUUGUUGGGUAGAAUUCGAUUUUAAAACAGCUGGCUCUUCAAUAACUCAUUUCCAUGACGACUCAGUCGAUGUGCAUAGACUCUCGUCAGUCAAUAUGAUGCGGAAUGAAUCGUAG